AUGCUGCCGCCGAGCGGCCCAAGCAACGGCGGCGGCGACAACGCGCCAGGCGGUAAGGUUGCAGGAGUUGUCAAGGCGCGAAAUCGGACAUAUCCUUGUCAGGGCUGCUCACAGACUGGCGAGUGCAAUGUGAGAUCAUGUGCUGUGGAAUAACCUGAGAGCUUUGCUGAUGGACUGUAGUGCGAUGGCUACAGCAAGCGCGAUGUACGCUAUUGCGCGGGGCCUGGGUCCGCAUACCGUCACAGGCACUCCCUGUGCCCAAAAAGGACAAGGCUCGCGUCCACAAAGGCUACAAUGGCGGCAAGUGUGGUGGUGGUAAGCAAGGCAAGGGCGGCGGAGGUCGCAAGUGA
This is a messenger RNA of Lecanosticta acicola, 350 nucleotides long. Lineage: Eukaryota; Fungi; Ascomycota; Dothideomycetes; Mycosphaerellales; Mycosphaerellaceae. The record is from the annotation of a GenBank genome assembly.